UGUUUAUCUUCCUUUUGUUUAAGGAACAAUAGUACGAUAUAUUCUUCUCUUGUAAGGGGAUGUUAGAUAAUGAUAACAGCCUUUCUAUAUCACAAAAACUAUUAAAGAAGAUCUCAACUCGCGAUAUUAAUACAGACUCUAACAACAUGGAUUCAUCUCCUGAGAUUGCUAAAAACCAAAUUUUAACUGAACAAGUCUAUCAAAACGACUCGAGAUUUCGAAAAUAUGUUCAACUCGUCGAGAAAAACUUGCAGUCAUUUGAUGCAGUAAACGAAUGGGCUGAUAUCAUCUCUUUUCUCGGCCGACUACUCAAAUCUUUCCAAGCAUAUCCUCAAUUUCCAAUUAUACCGCGUAAACAGCUCGUUGCCAAGAGAUUAGCGCAAUGUUUAAAUCCAGGUUUUCCCGCCGGCGUUCAUCAAAAAACUCUCGAAGUUUAUGCGUUUAUUCUUAAAACAAUUGGUUCAAAUCAAUUGUCUGCAGAUUUAGCAUUGUGGUCAACAGGUCUAUUUCCUUUUGUUCAGUACGCUGCUACACAUGUCAAGCCUCAACUACUGAAUAUAUUUGAGACUUAUUUCUUUCCUUUACAUGCCAAACUUCGUCCAGCCAUGAGAGGAUUUAUUAUUGCACUAUUACCAGCGUUGGAAGAAGAAGGGAGCGAGUUUUUCGAUAAAGUUGUUUUAUUGAUUGAAAAACUAUCAGAAACAGUGGAAUUGCCUUUCUUUUAUUCGUGUGUGUGGCUAGUGAUGAUAAGUAACCCAAGUCUCAGACCUCCUGCUUUGAAUUAUCUUUUACGAAAACUACCCAAGAUUACAGACAAAGAAGCUGUGGCAUUAGUGUUGGGAGGAAAAGAAAAUGUGAGUUUGAUGGUAAGAGCCUUUGCUGCCACCUUAAACGAUCACCAAUUACUUGUACAACGUGGAAUACUCGAAUUACUUGUUCAGAACUUUAUACUCAAAAACUACAUGAUUCCUCAUGAAGAUUUAGUGAUUUUGAUGCGAGCAGCGCUAGGUAUUGUACUUCGAAAAGACAUGUCCCUGAACCGUCGAUUGUAUGCAUGGUUGUUGGGAAAUGACACCAAGACCCAAAUGGCGUAUUUUAGUCAAUAUGCUGAAAAGGCAGCGACACAUGCUAUCCGUAGUAUGCUUCAACAACAGCAGCAGAGACAACAAGAUGUGGAACACCAACAACGACCCUACAAAAUCUUGAUCUCGCUUAUGGACAAAUGGGAAUUGGGUCAACCUAUUGUCAACAAUGUCUUUCUUGAUUCGCUUGCAAGCCUAAAGCAACAACAAAAGCAGCAACAAAUAGAGCUUCUCAAGACAGCUAAUAUGUGGAUGGAUAUGGUUGAACCGUACUUGAUUUGUCUCAAAUUAUUCGAAGUGAUUGACACAUCAUUUCCAGUAACAACUCGAAAAUCGACCGGACAGUUGGAAAACUUAAAGUUAAUGGAGUUUACAUUGGAUUCAUUUCAACUGGCAGACGAUGAAAUCAGACAAAUCCACUUGCCUUUGAUUCUCGCUGUCCUCACGCGUAAAUUGAAAGACGCACACCACGACCCUACAUUUGUUGAGAGUCUGCCACUUGUCAACCAAGUCAUUGUGCUAAUCCUUCGAGUACUUGAAAAACUACCAACAUCUGUGUUUUCAGAACGACCUAUUACUCAGCAAGAUCGAAAACGAUUUCAGCCAGAAAUGAAUGUCUUGGAUUUUGCUCGCGAAUUCUACAACUACCCUGUAUCAGCUCAUCAUGUAGAAAACGAAAACAUAGAAGAAAAUGAAGAGAAUGAAGAGACAGGGGAUUUGUCCAACAACACGCAACUGCCUCAGCCUCUCACCAUGCAAUUUCAGCCUCGUUCUGGCUAUGAUUCAUUAAGUGGCCAAGUACUUGUAAAAGAAGUGGCAGAAAACCUUUCCAGCUUCUUGAUUGAUUUUGUCAAUAACUAUAUUGUAUCACAGAACCUACAGAGUGGAAUCGAUGUGGGUGCAGAAGGAAAGCGUUUGAAAGAUAUUGAACAUGAGUUGGAGCGUGUCUUUUUAGGUGUCUGUACUGCUAUGACAAGUAUUGCUAAACAUGCUAGCAACCCAUUCGAACUGGAUCGUAAGGAUGCGUUGACCAACAUCCUGUUGAAAUGCUGUCAAGAAACAAAUAUUUUUGGUAUAGUAGAUGCUGGUCUAUCUACCUUGACCUUUUUGAUCAAGAGUCAACAGUUUGUUCAACUUUCAGCAUUAAAACAAAUAUCAGAAGUGAAAGCUAUCAUGGAUCGUUUGUGGGGAUUCUUGACGCCUUCUAUGGAGCUAUUACAUAUGCACACUGUAGAGCUACUUUGGUUACUGGCUGAUGCUUCACAGCCUCAUCAAAUUGAAACAAUUGUGUCCAACUACCUUAUACAGCCAGAAAACGAUCAAGAACGACUUUUGAAUUUUGAGAAGUUCGGUGUUGUCUGGGAGAUGUCUGAAAACAUACCUGAAGCAAGCACUGUAUUCUCAAGACCUAUCUUUCUCAUCCUAGACCUGUUGAGAGAAGGCACGUCUCCUCUAGACAGAAGAGCGGGUGAAUCAUGGAUUCGAAUUCAUUUAAAGAGCUAUGUACGCUUACUGAAGCCCUUUAUGAUGACCUUACUUGACAAGCAUAUAUUGCGUAGACCAGCUAAAUUAGACGUUGAUUGGAAGAAUCAAAUACUCAAAAAGAAAGUAAACAGGACUACGGAAGUAUCUUACUUCUUAUACAUGCGCCCGUUCGAUACAGAUAUUGUAGAUUACAUGUUAACGACGUUGAUUACAUUAAUUACGUUUGGUGGCACAAAAGUACUCAAGACGUGUAAAAGUCACAUUGUAGACAAUGAAGGACCAAUUGGUAUAGCAGCACAACAAGUACUAGAAUAUGAUGCAACUAAACCACUUUCCUUUUUGGAGCUUUUGGUCUUGAUCUCUCUUAAAUUCUUAGAGACAGAACCUAAUGUAAAUCUCAAGACGCUUUCAAAACCUGUUAGCAGUAUACAGCUUCACGCGGCUGAUUUACUUUAUUUGAUUAUUUCCAAACUUGAUUAUGUGAACAUGAGCCUUGUUCAACAGAUCCAAACCAGUGUGUUACACAAAUUGCUCUUCUGUCUAGCCAGCAACAAUCUAGAUUUACAACAAAAACUGCUUCAUUUAUUACAUGCUUCACUUGCUAUCACUUGUGCAAGCACACAGCAAGGCAAAAAAGAAGCCACCAGUCCAAAUCACCAACGAAAGGCAUCGACAGACAGCAUUCAAUCCACCACUUCUUCUACCACCGCUACAAACUAUAAUGAAGCCAUCUUGCUAAUGCAAAACCAGUCUGAGCUGUUUGUCAAAUGCGUCACUGACGCUCUUGUCCUACCUGCCAAUCGGUCUAUGCUCCAGAUUUGGGUUGAUUUUAUAUUGGCUACAUUACCUUACAUUAAGUAUGGUUUUCGGUGCAUGUUGGUGCCUAUCCUUAUGUGUAUAUGCCACCAAAUUAGCUUGCGUUGCAAUACCAUUGAAAUCAUGGUUCAUGAAAAACCUGAUCUAGCCUCAUGCGUGUCUGCUGAAAAAGAACUCGUUAUUCUACUGAUAGGUUUAGAAAAAAUCUUGAUGUUUUGCUUGACUGAACGUGUGAUAAACGAUGAUUGGCUUAAGGCCACAGGUGAUUUACCAAUGCCUUAUAUACCUGAUAACUCUGUUUUGAUUGGGCUUGCUCAAGUGAUGCAUGAUGCUGAACAUUAUCCACCUAGUAACUACAAGCCGAGGGAUGUAGUCAUCUAUCACUUGCCUAUUGUGUUAGAAGUCUUGGUCAAUGUCUGGCAUGUGUUUAGAAGACCUACCUGGAGCGAAGCAGUAAUCCAAACCAUGGGAGAAGCCAAAAUGCAUGCAAUGCUGCAUAGCUUUUCCUAUGCUGCUGACCAAGCCAAAGGACGUCUUGAAGUAAUUUUCGAAAAGCUCUUCAAGUACUCUAUUUCAGAUUUUGUAGAGGGCUUAAUUGAGAUUUUCUAUAUAGAGAAUCCAACUGCAUUAGAAAUAGAUCAAACUGCACGCGAAGAAGUCCUCCAAUCUACAACUGCAUUGGACGUCUUGGCAUGCACACCUACCAGCUCACCUCAGCAUAUUAUUUCCACCUUACUAGACAGCAUUCGCCAAAGAACACCAGGAAGCUAUCAACAACGGCGUCGCAAAAUACUUCGACAAGGAAAACUUUCGGACACGUCUAUACUAAGAUUUGCCGAAAUCUAUUGUAGUCAUAUUCAAAAUCCAGAAUCUAUUGUCUUGUUAUGGCCCAUGAUCCAUUCCUUCUCAAAAGACUACUUGUCGCAAGCCAGUACAUUCAAACUGUUCUUGCCUGGUUUGAUGCGAUUCUUGACAGUAGCUCUUGAAGAAUUAACAAAAUCAAAUGGCUAUGAACAUGAAAGACGCAUACGUAAGGAUGCACAAGAACUUUAUCAACGCUGUGUUGACUAUUGUAUUUUGAUUGCUGGAAAAUCUUUUGAUCAAAGCUUAUGGAUCCGGGGCAGAUCUACUAUUUAUGAUGAUCCAACAGGUGUAGAUGAUUCUUCUUCUAUUCAUACUGUCGAGUCAAAUGAUACUUCAUUUAACAAUAGUAUGGCCAGCAACAAUAAUAGCAGCACAGUAUCAUCUAUGGAUACAAUCACACGUAAUGUUUCUAUCAGCAACGUAUCUGAUAUGGAAAAAAAAACAAGCUGGAAACAAAGAGAAGAUGUAUUAAUCAACCAAGUCAAUCAAUAUCUUGCACAUCAAGUAAUUCCUCGUCUUCGUCUGCUUGUAGGCGAUAACGAUAGAAUCAAUUCACUUUUAAACAAUCUUGUUUAUUAUGUGAUUGGACCACUCUUAAAAUCUAAAGCUAAGAAUCCAUUGAUUCUGGAUCAAUUAUGCGAAAUGGCACGUAUGCCAUUCACCUACAAGACUUGGCGUAAAGAAGUCUGGGACGUGUUUAUCGAUAAUCGCUUCUUUUAUAUGAACAACACAACAGCUAAAAAGUGGAACACGAUCAUCCACACAGCAUUCUCAAUUGAAAAAGAACGCAUGACUGAGCUUAUGGCACGUAUCACUACCUCUCCUUCUACAACUUUUUUCUCCAACAAAGAUCAAGAAACACUGAAUCGAUCUUUGAAUUUACGAAGACUGUCCUUUGUGUUGUUUUCAGGCACUAGUGAUCAAUACGUGCCUCAGUUACCUAUUAUUCAAGAAAAGAUCGUCGAAUUACUUAAACUUGACCACAGUGAAAUGGUUCAUAUGGAGAUUUAUUUAUGCUUGCGUAUUAUUUUGAUGCGCUUUUCACAAAAGCAUUUAAUGAAUUUCUGGCCAGUGUUAAUUACUGAAUUAAUGCGCUUGUUUAAUUCGUUUGUAUAUAAUGACCUACAAGAUCGCCCUGAAGAAGCACAGAUUGCAUUAGCUGGAUGCAAAUUCUUGGAUCUUUUGUGUGCGCUUGAACUGGAUGCUUUUCAAAUUUACCAAUGGAUCUUCAUUCGCGAUACAGUCGAGACAAUUAUCGCACAGUCAGAAGGGCCUAUACCCAUCAUGGAAUCAUUGAAUGAAAAGAUGUCGACUGAAUCUAAUGAUGCCUUUGAUUUUUCGUUCUCAGAGACAAGUAUGCAGCCUUCUUUAGGAUCACUUAAGCGUCCGAUGUUGACAAUGCACAGUAUUGCCUCUAUACGUCAAUUGUCAUUCUUUAUUGAGCAUGUCGGUCUUUACGUCUACCAAUCGUCAUUCACUUUAUCCAAGCCCGAUCUCCCUUUUAUAGAAAGUUUAUUGCUCAGCGACCUUCUAGAAAAGGAUGUUUUACCAGAGUGAAACAACCAUGACAUCACAUUAAAAAAAAGUGGAAUAAUGCCGUAUUUUCAUUUCUUUUCUUUCAUUUCUUUCACGCU
This is a messenger RNA of Gilbertella persicaria, 5881 nucleotides long. RefSeq names its product Dopey, N-terminal-domain-containing protein. The transcript is spliced from 12 exons. Gene Ontology annotation, biological process: Golgi to endosome transport. NCBI's taxonomy places the organism in Eukaryota, Fungi, Mucoromycota, Mucoromycetes, Mucorales, Choanephoraceae. The record is from RefSeq and is a predicted model, not a curated record. Gene Ontology annotation, cellular component: endosome; trans-Golgi network. The coding region runs from base 60 to 5804 and encodes 1914 amino acids.